AUGCAAAUAUUAGUUAAAACAUUAACAGGGAAAAGACAAUCAUUUAAUUUUGAACCCUCUAGUUCUGUUUUUCAAAUAAAAAUGGCUAUAGAGGAAAGAGAAGGAAUAGACGCUAAACAAAUAAGAUUAAUAUACUCAGGGAAACAAAUGCAUGAUGAUAUGAAGUUAAGCGACUAUCGUGUGGUACCUGGAUCAACUGUUCAUAUGAUUUUACAAUUAAGAGGAGGAUAA
Molecule: messenger RNA, 231 nt
Organism: Plasmodium reichenowi
Lineage: Eukaryota; Apicomplexa; Aconoidasida; Haemosporida; Plasmodiidae
Product: ubiquitin-like protein nedd8-like protein
Exons: 2
Coding region: 1-231 (76 amino acids)
Biological process (GO): modification-dependent protein catabolic process; protein ubiquitination
Cellular component (GO): cytoplasm; nucleus
Molecular function (GO): ubiquitin protein ligase binding; protein tag activity
Source: RefSeq, a predicted model, not a curated record